GCCUUUUACGUGGUGCUGACAGAGCUCGACUUCAGCUAUUGAAAAGGGGGUUUGGUGAAGAAGGAAAGAGGUUGCGGCUGACAGUGGUUAAAGAGGGGGAAGGGGAAAAGAAAAAAGGAAGUGGGAAAAACAGAGAGAGGAGAGGGCGGGGAGAGAGCAGAGGAAGUCUGUGGGAAGGUAGAGAGAAAGUAAAAGAAGAGAGGAACGCAAAAGCGAAAAGGAAGAGAGGCGAUAAUUUAGUUAUACGAUGCUUUUCUUGUGAAUUUUAAUUGUUGAUACGUGAUCCUGUUUCUAUCAUGUUCCAGCCUGUUACUCCAAAUCAUUUGCAAGGGGUACAGACUACUCAACCGUCAACUGUAGCAUCCUUGCAGCCUCCAGUUCCUGGGCAGUCUGCGCAUCCCAGCUCCUUGGUAGUUCCAAAAUCUUCUGUGCCUGGAACAGCUGCGCCAGUGAUGCCGUCUUUUGUACCUGUACCAGAAGCAAUCUUGUCAAAUGCUCCAAAAUUUUCAUUUAAUGGGAAUUCUCAGUUGAUGAAGAACAGUCAGUUGUCUAAAACUGAAAAUUCAGUUGCUGUUGCUCAAACUAUUAUUCCACCAUCUGCUUCGACAGUUCCCCAGUCGGUUCCAUCAUCCGUUCAUCCUUCAGGUUCCUCAACAAGUGUGCCAUCAAACUCCGGCCUUGGUCUCACAACUCCACAUCUACUAUCUACCACAUCUUUUCCUAGGCCUCCUGGAUUGUCUGGAACUCCUUCGACACCUGGUCCCCCUGGAUUGGUCCCCUCACAAGUGACUGCAUUGUCUCUUACUGAUGGUUCCACUUCUUCAAUCCCGAGACCUCCUAUGCCAACAGUCCCUGCUUCGGCAAAUCCAGCUGUUCAGCAACAAAUCUACCCUGCUUAUCCUUCUUUGCCUGCUAUGGCUGAUUCGCCCCAAGGAAUUUGGUUGCAACCAGCUCAGAUAGGUGGCAUCCCUUGCCCACCUUUUUGGCCACAUCCUGCUGUUUAUCCAGGACCUUAUCCUUUACCAGCACUUGGCUCGAAUCUUCCUUCUGCUCCCUUAUCUUAUUCUCAACCUGUUGGUGUUACUUCUUUGGGAACUGCGGGCGCAAGUCCAGCAUCUGCUGCUACAUCAGAUCAUCAAUUGGCUGGGAUCCUCAGAUUGCAGACAGACUCACUCCCAGGAAUUGAUAAUAGGAAACCUGCUCAAGAUGUUGGCAAUAAGGGAUGGUUCUGCUGUAGGCGAACAAUUUAGAUGCUUGGACUGCCCACAAGACUGAAAGUGGAAUUGUCUACUACUAUAAUGCCUUGACAGGACAAUCAACAUACGAAAA
Messenger RNA from Carica papaya (papaya), 1329 nucleotides. Lineage: Eukaryota; Viridiplantae; Streptophyta; Magnoliopsida; Brassicales; Caricaceae. The record is from RefSeq and is a predicted model, not a curated record.